Molecule: messenger RNA, 5462 nt
Organism: Triplophysa dalaica
Lineage: Eukaryota; Metazoa; Chordata; Actinopteri; Cypriniformes; Nemacheilidae
Gene: rbms3
Product: RNA binding motif, single stranded interacting protein
Exons: 15
Coding region: 846-2117 (423 amino acids)
Cellular component (GO): nucleus; cytosol; ribonucleoprotein complex
Molecular function (GO): mRNA 3'-UTR binding; poly(A) binding; poly(U) RNA binding
Source: RefSeq, a predicted model, not a curated record
AAGGAGGAGGAACUCUGCGCUGCCCGAGCUGAUCCCUUCAAUCUUACCCACAGUGUGGAGCAGCCGGCAGCGCACACACACUCACACACUCUCACACACACUCACAUUCACUCUCGCACACACACUCGCGCACAACAAAGCGGGCAGACGAGGGAGGCAGAACCAGAAAAGAACAUCACAGAGAACAACAGCGCCGUGCGCCACGCUCGCGCCUGGACUUUUUCGGAUACUGCAGUGUGCCUGGAGUUUGUGCCGUUUCCUGUGUGGCUCGUAGGCUUCUCCAGUCCCGUCAGCUGUGUGUGCAGAGAUCCAAAUCCGCCGACUGUCUACAUUGCUGCUUUGUGCGUCAGCUAGACGGAACAAAGUGUGCGACUAGGAUAUCUGACAACCUCCUUUGGGAACUGACGCUGCUCCGACUGUCAAAGAGCAAGAGAGAGAGAGAGAGAGAGAAAGUCAGGGCAUGAACAGGAGACCAGAAGCCGGCUUUCCAGAGAAGUGAUCGCCACAGUGACCCCCUCCUUUUCCCUCACCUCCCUUCCUCUCCUCUCUCCCGUGCUGCUCCUUCUCUAUUCGUGCGCACCUCCGCUGGUAUCCCAUCCUCGUCCCUCCGUUCUCCCUCCAUCACCUCUUACUCCCCUUCUUCGGAAGACAGUGUGAGCGGAGAGGCACGGCACCAACGCGCGCCGGCGUCCUUAUCAUCCCAUUCUCUCUCUCCGUUCUCCUUCGGCACCACCUCUCACACGGAUCUAGCCUCCAGCUGCGGAACCAGGAGGAGAGGCUUUUUAGAGUUGUCGGAUCCCACGCGAGUCUCCGUAACCAGCUACAGCCAAAAAGAUUCCAGCUACAUGGGCAAACGUUUGGAACAGCAACCAAUGUACCCCCAGUACACUUACUAUUACCCCCACUACCUUCAGACUAAGCAGUCAUAUGCCCCGCCCCCUCCCCCCAUGGCUCCGCCCAGCCCCAGCACCAACAGCAGCAGCCACUGCGGAGCGGAGCAGCUCAGUAAAACCAACCUGUACAUCCGGGGCCUUCCGCCUGGCACCACCGACCAGGACCUCAUCAAGCUCUGCCAACCGUAUGGAAAAAUAGUGUCGACAAAGGCAAUCCUGGACAAAAACACCAACCAGUGCAAAGGAUAUGGCUUUGUGGAUUUCGACAGUCCGGCGGCUGCGCAGAAAGCUGUAGCGUCCCUGAAGGCCAGCGGCGUACAGGCACAGAUGGCAAAGGAGGUCCGUGUGUCAGUUGCAGCAAAAGAGCAACAGGAGCAGGACCCCACUAACUUGUACAUCUCUAACCUCCCGGUUUCAAUGGAUGAACAAGAGCUGGAGAACAUGCUGAAGCCCUUCGGACAUGUCAUCUCCACACGGAUACUCCGAGAUGCCAACGGGGUCAGCCGAGGGGUCGGCUUCGCCAGGAUGGAGUCCACUGAGAAAUGUGAUGUGGUGAUUCAGCAUUUUAAUGGAAAAUUCCUCAAAACUCCACCAGGAGUACCAGCGCCGACAGAGCCGUUGCUGUGUAAGUUUGCAGACGGGGGACAGAAGAAGAGGCAGAGCCAGAGCAAGUAUCCUCAAAAUGGCCGACCGUGGCACAGGGAAGGAGAGAGUGGCAUGACGCUGACCUACGACCCCUCUGCGAUGCAAAAUGGAUUCUACUCCUCGCCAUACAGCAUCUCCACAAACCGCAUGAUCGCCCAGACGUCAAUCACUCCAUACAUAACAGCCUCUCCGGUCUCCACAUAUCAGGUCCAGAGUACGUCGUGGAUGCCUCACCAACAGUAUGUUAUGCAACCUACGGGUGCUGUGAUCACGCCAAGCAUGGACCACACCAUCUCCAUGCAGCAGGCUAACAUGAUGGGUCCUCUCUCCCAGCAGAUGAACCAUCUGUCCCUGGGUUCCACUGGAACUUACAUGACUGCGGCUGCGGCUCCUAUGCAGGGGACCUACAUUCCCCAGUACACUCCGGUGCCUGCCUCAGCUGUCUCCAUGGAGGGAGUGGUGACGGAGGCUUCUCCACAGAGCGUUCCUUCGUCGCAGGACGCCGGCGGUCAACAGCCAAUGGGCAUGGACAACGCCAGCGAUCACGCGCCCACCUACUCUUUUCAAUCCGCUAAAUAACCGGAGGAGGAGGGGGGCGUUGAGGUGACGGUGUUGCCUUGAGACCGGGGGACUGCGAGGGAACAUUGAAGACGUAACGCAAGAGAUAGGAAAACACGUUUGUGUCUACUUUCGCACAAGCAUCUAAACAAAAAAACAAACAAUUUAUUUAACACCUGGCCCACACCAGAGGACCUUUUGGAGAACUCACAUCUAGAACUUCAACACGAGAAAUGCAGCGUGGGAGAUCGAGCCUACUGUUAAUCGGCUACCCGAAAAAACUUUACCUUCACGAAGUGACGAAUUCAGUACAAGUACAAGUUUUCCUAGAGUUUUUGUUUGUUUUUGAAUGUGCAGGUAGGUUUCAGAAACAGUGGGCUUUUCUAUUAGAUGAGGAAGCACGUUCUUGUAAAACAGUGAGGGAUGGAGCUAAAGAAGUCUUCCUCAGAUUCUAAGCUAUUAUUACUUUUCUUUUUUUAUGAGUUAGAUUUUAGUUUUCUAGAGAAUAUCAAUGUUUUUCAUCUUUGUUGCCUUAAUUUCGAGAAACAUCUAAGACUUUUUCCUGUCUGAACCGAACAGACUGACCAAUGCAGUGAAAAUAAGCAGAAACCGAAAGGAAGGUUUACGUGUAUAGAGCAUAGAGAGACAGAGAGAGAGAGAGAGAGAGAGAGAGAGAGACAGUGAGAGAGACAGAGAGAGACAGAGAGACAGAGAAAGAGAGAGAGAGGGGAAGAGAGAGAGAGAGGGGUCUGACAGAGACGUUUUAAAUAACCAGUGGUGACUUUGUGUUUAAAAGAGAAGACAGACAAAUUAUUGUGAUGAUGACGAUGAUGAUGAUUAAAGAGAGUUGCAUUUUUUUAGAAACAGGAAAAAAUGUUAAUCCACUGCAUCAUGGGAAAUGCAGUUUAUUGUGUAGUGCAGAUCAUUUUUAAUGGCAUUAUUGUUUUUAUCUGCAAUAUUUUUUAUGAGCUUUAAGGUGUUUUUAGCCUGCUUUGCUUGUUUCAUUGCGGAAAAAAGAAACUAAAACGAUAAAAAAAUUGUACUGGCAGUGCAAAUCUACAUAGAUAAGAGCUUAUGGGUUAAAUCAAAACAUAAAAAAGCAAAUGUGUGCAAAAAGCAAUAGAAAUAGGAAAUUGUUGACAAUUUCUUUAGUCUUUCUUAGCUGUGGAUCAAAUGCAGCCCGUGGAUGGCAUAUUUUAUACCAAAGAUGAAGAAACCCCCAUCAAGACAGCGGAGUGGAUACAAUUUUCAUUUUCUUGUUUUCUAUUUGAGAUUGUUUUGGUGUUUUAAUAAUUAUGUUCUAGAUGUAUCUGUUUGACCUUGACGCCAGAUCGGUACCCUUAAAGGUUUAAACUUCCUUCCACUGUUGCAGAAUCUAUGUCAACUGUUCAGUUUGACAGGCAUAAGCACCGUCACGGAUUUUGCAGGAGUGUGAUCUUUCCACCAGAGGGCGUCAGAGAGCGACUGACCCAUCGUUCAUUGUUUUCUAGCCUCUGGCCACGAGCUAUACCUCUCCAUCACCGCACCUCACUGACCUCGGUCAGUCGCUACAAAACACAUCACACAUCCAUUGAGCGUUCUUAUGCGGAAGGCUGCCGUCAUCGUUUUAACUCAACGGGAAGGAAUAAAAACACUAGUGUGUAUUUAAACUCUGCGUACAGGUCACUACCUCAUCAAAAGCAACUUAACCAUGAGGAAUCGCAGGAAUAGAAGCAAAAUUUGGUGGGCUCUGGCUUGGAGGCACUGAGAUUUGCAAUUCGAAAAAAUAGAAUCCGUUUGACAAAAGUGGCAGAACAAGGACCAUCCCUUGUUUGCAGUCGUGGCGAUCGAACUCCUCAUGUUAAAUGCUGGGUUCCUUUAAUGAUGCCAUUGGAAAUCUCUCAUGAGAUCACGAAGUUGCCCGUUUUAAACGUGAGAUUGGGUGCUCAGGUGCCUUGUUUCUAUUAAAGUAAAAAAUCUUCGGCCUGCAUCUCCGAAAUCUGCUAUACUUUUUAAGCUGCCCAUUCCAGACGGGAGAACAAGCAAAUGCAGGAGUAAAUAGAGGUAAAAAUCAUGUUGUUGUUUUUAAAGGCUGCUGUCUUUUAUUUACGAUUUCAUAGGAUAAGACCACGGCAAAGAGUUUCAAUACACAUGGUGAAUUCUAGACUGCCUCAUAAAUAGUUUAACAGUCAGGUUCAUGAAGACUUCUCGAGGUGCUCUGGGAAUAAAUACAGCUGUCAAUAGGAAGAAGGCGGUUGUACUUGGACAUAAUAUUUUAACAUUUUUUGUAUGAACUGUUUACUGAGGGACCCACGGAAAAAAAAACCUAAAGAUGAGAUUGAUUUGUGUAUUUGCUUGUCAUAGUGGUUUGUGCGCUCUUUAUAACAUCUUUCACUGUGUUCACCAAGAGUCAAGUCUCUUUGGUCUUCUCAGAAUCUCCACAACAGGACCUCCACAACAACGUAAUGUUAUCAAUGAGCCACUAGGGGGCGGUAUUAACGCAAAAUUGGUGACUGUCCACUGUCUUGGCGAAGACACUUUGGAUUGAAUGGAUGUUAGGAGGAAAACAUUGUGAUAACCGUAUGGACCAAGGCAGCGCUGCUUCAAUAAGGAAAACAAGCUUUUCAUUUUCACGACAUGAAACGAAAACGUUUUACAAAAAAAGAAGAAAAAAGUCACUGUGUUUUGUGUCUGUUCUCCACCGUGUGUCUGGAGAGUUGAUUUUAUCAUGUGCUCGCUGCUAUCAAGCGUUCAGUAUUUACAGAGAGACGUGACCUGAUGUUCUCUCAAGAGAGAUGUACGUGUGGUUUCAUUUAGGUCGGAGUAUGUUACGCCUCUCGUAGUGGAGUGAGUUAAUACUUGAGAUUAAGCUGGAAGUUUCCUUUAGCUUCAGGACAGAGUUCACAUCCCAGCUAUAAUUCAGUAAGCUAAAAAGUUUUUUGCGAACUACAAAGUUGCUCCCAUUGUGACAUUGUGUUUUUCAUUGGAUGCGAGGUCCUGGCCAUGCAUUGUUCAUCUGUAUUUGAUUGGCUGUCGCGGUUGAGGUCUUUAAACCAAGGACGUUCAUUGGACCGUCGAGACUUUCAACUCAACGCGAAGGGUCGUGGAACGCAACCAAAUUUACCACAAACGGCAAAACCUCAAUUAGAGACGUACUGGCAGAUGAAAUAGAGAAAUAUUUAUGGAAGCGUUUUCUGUACAGGUGUUGUUGAAAUAUGAAAGAGGAACUGUUUUACGAUGAUUUUCUGACUUGCUUCACUUUCUUGCCUCCCAUGUGCUCGAGCUGUGAUCCCGAGAGCGUCUGUAGACCAGUGGAUGUUAGGUUUAAACUUCUGUUUAUUCAUUUUUCUUUUGAUGAAGCUUUCAAUAAAAAAAUCUACAAAAUCA